This is a messenger RNA of Aspergillus puulaauensis, 1074 nucleotides long. Its product is annotated as RNP domain protein. Gene Ontology annotation, molecular function: mRNA binding. Lineage: Eukaryota; Fungi; Ascomycota; Eurotiomycetes; Eurotiales; Aspergillaceae. The record is from RefSeq and is a predicted model, not a curated record. Bases 1 to 1074 code for a protein of 357 amino acids. The transcript has a single exon.
AUGUCCUACCCCCCGCCUCCAGGUCACCAGCCUUCGUCGCUCCCUCCGCGACCACCGCAAUCCGCAAGCACAAAUUCACACUAUGGGUCGAACAGUGGACAUGGCGGGAACACCGCGCGACCCAGCUUCAGCGCCGCUACAGCAUUUGCACCUCGUGCCGUAGCGUCUCAGCAACCAUACCGCACCAGCAGUCCAGUCGUUUCGGCUGCGCCGACUACACAAAGCGGCUAUUCAACCCCUGCCACAACCGGCUACGGCAACUACUACUCCCAGCCGGAACCGUCGUACCAAGCGGCGCCAUCAUACUAUGGCUCAGCACAGUACAACAACACACCCAGCUACGGCCCGACCGUACCUCACAUCCAAAACCCUUUCGCUCCAUCGGGCAACGACCAGUCAAACCGAGGCCGAGGUUCCGGUCUUGACCCCGAAACAGAAGCGCAAAUCGCGCAAUGGCAAAGCGCCUACGCCAACCCCAAGGAUGAAAUGGCUGCGAUUGGCAAACCCCCGAUCCGCCGGGAGGCAACCGGCACUCCUGGCGUGAGCACAACCGUUUACACCUCCUCCGGCAGCACGCCCGCCGCCAACACACCCGCCCCCAUCGUAGGAGCCGAGCCGCAAAAGACCGUUGCUCGAUCCGGCGGUGGCCAAAGCUGGAGCGACUCAACGCUGCUGGAAUGGGACCCCGCGCAUUUCCGACUGUUUGUCGGUAACCUUGCAGGCGAGGUUACCGAUGACUCGCUCCUGAAAGCGUUCGCAAAAUACCCAUCUGUCCAGAAGGCGCGCGUGAUCCGCGACAAGCGCUCGCAGAAGAGUAAGGGGUACGGAUUCGUUAGUUUCGCCGACGGCGACGACUACUUCAAGGCCGCGAGAGAAAUGCAGGGCAAAUACAUCGGGUCGCACCCCAUUCUUCUCCGUCGCGCAACGACCGAGGUCAAGCCGGUCUCAAACAAGAACAAUAGGAAGCAUGGUGGGAAGGGAGGCGGCUCAGGGGGUAACCAGGGCUCGAAAGUGAGGCAUGACGGAAUUAAAAAGCCCGGCAAGACCAAGGGUGGAUUGAAGAUUCUGGGGUAG